AUGCAAGCAACGGCCUCGGAGGGAAACGGUCCGGGACCCAACAGCAGCAGCAGCAGUAGCACCCACACCGGCCACAAUCACAGCUCCUCGCCGAAACCCCCGCCGCCCGGCUCGUGGGCAUCGCUGAAGGCCAGCGUGGUAAGAUGGCGCGGCUCGCGGAAACUGGUGCUCGUCAUCGUCGCCAUCGCACUCCUGCUCGACAAUAUGCUGCUGACCGUCGUUGUGCCAAUCAUACCGGAGUUUCUUUACGACAUCAGGCACCCGGAUGCGCCGCUGGCCAGCUUCCCCAAGACGCCACCGACCACGCUGUCACCGUGCGAGAAGGAAACGACCACGCCGUACAACGGGAUCGACAUUACCACGCAAGGAUACGACAAUGCUAGCUGGUACGCGGAACGGGAGGAACGGCACAAGGAGCUGGUGGAGGAGACGGUCGAGGUUGGGCUGAUGUUUGCCUCGAAGGCGUUCGUCCAGCUGCUGGCAAAUCCAAUCGUCGGUCCGCUGACGCAUAAGAUUGGAUACAGUAUACCGAUGUUCGCUGGAUUCGUCAUUAUGUUCAUCUCUACUUUGAUUUUCGCAUUCGGCAGAACGUACUCGGUUCUUUUUCUGGCCCGGGCACUGCAGGGUAUCGGAUCGUCCUGUUCGUCGGUGUCGGGCAUGGGCAUGUUGGCCGACCGCUACACGGACGACAAAGAGCGUGGCAAUGCGAUGGGCAUCGCGCUCGGCGGGCUUGCACUGGGCGUCCUCAUCGGUCCACCGUUUGGAGGCAUCAUGUACGAGUUCGUCGGUAAGUCGGCUCCCUUUCUGGUGCUGUCGGCGCUCGCACUCGGCGAUGGUCUGCUGCAGCUGGUCAUGCUGCAGCCGACGAUGGUUAUUGAGGAGUCCGAUCCGCCGUCGCUGAAGGCACUGGUCACCGAUCCGUACAUCAUCAUCGCGGCCGGUGCCAUCACGUUCGCCAACAUGGGCAUCGCCAUGCUGGAACCGUCAUUGCCGAUCUGGAUGAUGGACAAUAUGGGCGCGAGCCGGUGGGAGCAGGGCGUCACCUUCCUGCCCGCCUCCAUCAGCUACCUGAUCGGUACGAACCUUUUCGGUCCCCUGGGACACCGGAUCGGUCGCUGGUUGGCAGCCCUGCUCGGCUUGGUCAUCAUCGGACUUUGUCUUCUUUGCAUCCCCAUGGCCACCUCCAUCAACCACCUGAUUCUGCCAAACGCCGGACUGGGCUUCGCCAUCGGUAUGGUCGACUCCUGCAUGAUGCCCGAGCUCGGCUACCUGGUGGACAUUCGCCACUCGGCCGUCUACGGCAGCGUGUACGCCAUCGGAGACGUGGCGUUCUGUCUGGGUUUCGCCAUCGGUCCCGCACUUAGUGGUACCUUGGUAAACACCAUCGGCUUCGAGUGGAUGCUGGUCGGCAUUUCGAUCCUCUGCUUCAUCUACGCCCCGCUGCUGACCUUCCUGCGCGCCCCACCGACCAAGGAGGAGAAGAAGUCUCUCAUCGUUGGCGAACGGUCUUCGGUGCGGUACGUCACGUAUCAGAACGAGGAAGAGGACGAGUAAAGCGGCACACCAGUGGUAUUUUGAAGAGAAUGUUUCACUACCCAUACUCAUCGCAUACACUAAACACCUAAACGCAUAAACAUAAGAAACGUAAACGCUACACAACCAAGAGAUCAGGAACAUUUUACUCACGUAUUGCAUGGAUGUUUGGAGCAACAACAAAAAGUAAAAAUAUAUAAACAAAAGUAUCUCAUACAUAAAACUUAGUGAGUAAAACUGCUGAGCAAAACAGGAAAUAAUCUCAAAUGAGAGAAAAAAAAACUUGAUGAUAGAAUGAGCAAGCAACAGCAAGGAACAAUAAUUUGGCCAAACAGGUAACAAAUCUUCACACUCGUUAAGCGAAGCACGGAAACCAAUACUGAUUACUGUUAUUCGAUUUUUGCAUAACAUGCUGAUCAAAGGAUAAUAAGGAACGAAACAGGCAUUAACCAGCAC
Anopheles coustani is the source of this 1989-nucleotide messenger RNA. RefSeq names its product synaptic vesicular amine transporter (gene Vmat). Bases 1 to 1554 code for a protein of 517 amino acids. Gene Ontology annotation, biological process: aminergic neurotransmitter loading into synaptic vesicle; transmembrane transport. The transcript is spliced from 8 exons. Gene Ontology annotation, molecular function: serotonin:sodium:chloride symporter activity. Gene Ontology annotation, cellular component: synaptic vesicle membrane; terminal bouton. Lineage: Eukaryota; Metazoa; Arthropoda; Insecta; Diptera; Culicidae. The record is from RefSeq and is a predicted model, not a curated record.